This is a messenger RNA of Sardina pilchardus (European sardine), 2726 nucleotides long. It is a transcript of the gene tfdp2, whose product is annotated as transcription factor Dp-2. Bases 208 to 1485 code for a protein of 425 amino acids. Gene Ontology annotation, cellular component: nucleus; transcription regulator complex. Lineage: Eukaryota; Metazoa; Chordata; Actinopteri; Clupeiformes; Clupeidae. Gene Ontology annotation, molecular function: DNA-binding transcription factor activity, RNA polymerase II-specific; RNA polymerase II transcription regulatory region sequence-specific DNA binding. The record is from RefSeq and is a predicted model, not a curated record. Gene Ontology annotation, biological process: regulation of cell cycle; regulation of transcription by RNA polymerase II. The transcript has 14 exons.
GUGCGGAGAGGGCCAGAAGAGUUCUCUCGCCGUUACUGUCACAGAACUAGACAAAGAUAACUGGAUUUUAGUUAUUUGUUUUCUGUUUCUGUUUUAUCGACCCACUUCCGACGUGUUGCAAACCGGAGCCAAGUAAAAGGAGGUCUGCUGGGAAGCUGAAGUCCAGUCUUGGGUCUGAAGCGAGGAGCUUCCCUUCACUCUCUCAAUAUGAUGGCCAACACUAUUGGGGCUGCCACUCUGUGUGGAGAUCUCAAGGCCUUCCUAAGCAACCACAACCUACCCAAAGGCAACAUUUCCCUGGUAACGUCACCCGGCUACAGUCCUGCCACCAAGAUCACUUUGGGAGCGGUGAACUCAAAUGUGGGUACCCCAAUGAUCAUCAGUACGCCCCAGAGAGUGUCUCACUCCGGCAGCAUCAUCAUCGGCAGCCCGUUCCAAACACACACGCCCACAACCAUGGUGACACAAGCACGGGCGCCAGAGGCCAAUGAGUGGACCCCUGGGGCCAAGAAGCGCACCCAUGACUUUGUAGAGUCCUAUCUGUCUGACAGGGAUGGACUGUGUUCCAGUGACUCAUCUUCCUGCAAGCGCAUGAAGAAGGGCGAUAAGAGCGGUAAGGGGCUGCGGCACUUCUCCAUGAAGGUGUGUGAGAAGGUGCAGAAGAAGGGCACCACCUCCUACAACGAGGUGGCCGACGAGCUGGUGGCCGAGUUCACCAACGCCAGCAACAACGUGCUGCCCCCCGACUCGCAGGUGUAUGACCAGAAGAACAUUCGGCGGCGUGUGUAUGACGCGCUGAACGUGCUCAUGGCGAUGAACAUCAUCUCCAAAGAGAAGAAGGAGAUCCGCUGGAUAGGCCUGCCCACCAACUCAGCCCAGGAGUGCAGCAACCUGGAGCUUGAGAAACAGAAACGCCUGGAGAGGAUCAGACAGAAAAGAGCCCAGCUGGACGAGCUCAUACUACAGCAGAUCGCAUUUAAGAACUUGGUGCAGAGGAACCAGGCGGCGGAGGCGGAGUCUCAGAGUGCCCCUCCCCCCGGCGCCGUCAUCCAGCUGCCCUUCAUCAUCCUCAACACAGACGUGCGCACAGUCAUCGACUGCUCCAUCUCCAGCGACAAGUGCGAGUACCUCUUCAACUUCGACAACACGUUUGAGAUCCACGACGAUAUCGAGGUGCUGAAGCGCAUGGGCAUGUCUCUGGGGCUGGAGAACGGCUCCUGCGCCGCCGAGGGCCUCAGUCUGGCACGCUCGCUCGUCCCCAAGUCUCUCCAGUGCUACGUCACAGCCAUGGCCAGGAACUCCAGUCGCACACCCCUCAGCCACACCAGUUCUCUCCCAGGUGACCUGGACUCCUCCUCCCUCAGUGGUGGGAGGAGCUUCAGCCGCAGUAGCACCGCCCCCUCCCACGCCUCCGAAUCCCGCAGCUCCUUCAACGAGGAGGAAGAGGAGGACGAGGAAGAGGACUGCCCCUCGUCACCCGAGUGACCCCUCCAAAAAAACCGACGCCUGACCAAUCAGCAUCCCCGACGGGGGGGGAAAUAAAUAAAUGAAAAAUAAAAAAAAGACUUCCAAUGCACCUGAUGCCCCUAUAGGAGGAAUUGGAGGCAUGCUCUACAGGAAAUAAGCUGCCAUUUUGGUUUUCUAUUCGUAAGAUAUGUUAGGAAUAUAUAUCUCUCCAUCUUUCUCUCCUGUCUCUUCCCUUCUUCCUAAACUUCCCCCUACUCUAGAAUUGGACUCAAUCCUGCCUCCUAGAUGUGCGUGCACGUGUGUGUGUGUGUGUGUAUGUGUGUGUGUGCGUGCCUGCCUGCCUGCCUGCCUGCGUGCGUGUGUGUGUGUGUGUGUGUGUGUGUGCGGGGGGGUGUGUGUGCGUGCGUGCGUGCGUGCGUGCGUGCGUGCGUGCGUGCGUGCGUGCGUGUGUGUGCGUGCGUGUCUGGCAGUGGAGGGCUCAGAGUUUCAGAGCUUGGGCAAAUGCUCCAUGACCUGCCACAGACCAGAGAUGAGGAGUCUGCCAAGGCCCCCCCCCCCCCACCCCGACCCCACCCCGACCCCACUUCUAUUUAUUUCCACACUCACUUCCACACAUAGAUCAGUAAUUUAACUGUGACAUUUCAGUUUGCCUUCUCUCCACUUCUUCAGGCCAGGCUUGCGACCCAAGCAAGGUCCCAGUAUCCAUCCUUCGUUCGCUCAUUUAAGGGAACUUUUUGACUUAUUUCAGUCUGCAAAUUGCAUACGUUUCGUAGACUAUUUUUGUAUAUUUCUUUUUCCCUUCAAAAAAAAAAAGUAUCAAACAUGCUAUCUUUUUUUUAAGCGUGACUAAUAUUUGUCGAUCUUCUAUUGUUAUUGUUAUUUGAUUGUAUAGCCGGUCGAUUAGGAUUCAUGCUCAUCUUUCGCCGCAUCUGCGCAGAGACCUCCUGCAGCGUUUUGGAGAGGUGCGUUAUGGGAGAUGUAGUCUUGUGCGUGAGAAGUAGUAUAGCAUCUCUCAUUCCUUAUUUUUGGUUGUUAUCCCAAAGCCGAUGUAUGAAUAGUAACUCUUCCCGGACACACUGCCUUGCGUUCUGAGACACACUGGUUGGUUAUGUUUUUUAAAAGGACAGAUGACUAAUGAGAUGCCUGAUGACAGGCAUUUUCCUCCCGUUUGUAUUCUCGCGUUAAGGUUCUGCUCUCCAUUUGGAAAUGUAACUGUGUAUGUAUAUACCUAUACAUAUAUAAACAUAUAAUUUUGGUUA